This is a messenger RNA of Paramecium octaurelia, 908 nucleotides long. The record is from the annotation of a GenBank genome assembly. NCBI's taxonomy places the organism in Eukaryota, Ciliophora, Oligohymenophorea, Peniculida, Parameciidae.
AAUAAAUGUAGGGAGAUGAAAAAGAGGCCUAAAUGAGUAAGUAUAGAGAGCAGGUUAUUCAUGCUGAAACUUUGAAUAUGAUGGCUAAAUACUAAUUAAUAUUUUUAAAGAUGGAAAUCUCUAUGAGAAAAGUAGCACUAAUACUCAAAUUAAAGUAAUACUAACUGUUAAUAGUAGAGGAAACUAAUAAAAAUUUUAUGCCUUUAGAAAACUCAAGAAAACUAGCUCUUAUAGUGCUAAUCAUUUUAAAGUGUUAUUUACUUAAAUAGCAUUGAAAUAUUAAUAAGUUGGAAUGAUUAUUCAAAAAAGAUAAAAAAGGAAUCUACAUCAUGCUUUCUUAAAAGUUCGUUUAUUAUUUCCCAAAAAUAAAAAUGAUAAAAUAAGAAGAUCUUUUUUAUAAGUUAUUGCUUCAAAAGAUGCUGAAAUUAAAAAUCUAUAAAUCAAAGAGCAAGAAAUCACAGAAAACAUAACCAAUUAGAAGUUAAAAGAAUAAGAACUUUAAUCAAAAUUGAAAUAAAAAGAAUUGAUCUUGACUCAGCUUGAAAAUGAAUUAAGAAAAAAUUCCGCUAAUAAGACUCUUGAUUCAAAAGUAUUUAAUGAUUAUAUUAAGUUACGAAAUUUAGAAAUUGAAAAUUAAGAGAUGUAGGAUCGCAUAAUGGGUACAGAAGAUUCUGUUAGUCUCUUCAUAAGAGAGAUGAAUGAUAUGUUGGAUGGUCAUGAAAUCAGUACUAAUUUAGGUAAAUUUUAUCGACUACUCGAUAGGGAUAGACUCAGAUGAAAAUUAGUCUUAUGAAUAACCCCCUUAAGUUAUAGAAUAUCAAAGUCAACGUUUGAAUUAAAAUUCGAGACAACAAAAAUCUAAGAACUUUUACUCUAAUUAAUUGACAAGGAGUACUAAAAUUAAUUGA